AUGGCAUCAGCCAGUACCAGCUCAUACCGUCUAGCUGCUCGGCUGCAGCUGCGGUCUUCACAGCCAAGAGCGUUACUCUCCCGCACACCGUCUCGGAUCCUUUCUUUCAGCGCUUCUUCUUCAGCAUCUUGUUCCCGCACGCCUCUGUCCACUAUCCGACAUGCCAGCUCCUCUUCGCAACCCAAUAAGCCCGGCAAAGGCCCCAGAAGUCAGGACGGAUGGUCUCGUCACCGAGCACAAUACAACUACGACCCUUUUACCCUCCAUCCAGAAGAAAAGCACUACACCUACCCACUAGUCACUGCUGACGAUCUCGCAGCUCGCAGCUCCUCCUCUUCUCGCACCGAUGCCAAACCUGCCCCUAAGAUCACAAAUGGCCCAGGCGGUAGACCACGAGAAGUCCGCAUGCUAGCAAGAGACUUCAUUCAUGAUAGUCUGUACAAUCCUAAUUAUGGGUAUUUCACCAAACAGGCUGUGCUUCUUCCCGAUCCUUCUCCCCCCUCCACCACCACCACCACCACCACUACCACCACCACCACCACCUCCUCCUCCUCCUCCGCCUCCGCAACAACGAAAAAAGGGGUGGUGAAAGAAGUAGCCGGCCAGCGCUACACCCAAGAAAUGGGCCUGCUCCGCCCUUCCAACCCCGGUUUCGACUUUAACUCGAUCAAAAACGAAUCCGAGUUCAUGCGUCUACUGGAAGAACGAUACCAUCUUUUCGAAGAACAAAUUUCUAUCCUCGUCCAAACCCACACUAAUGCUACCGGUGCAGCCAAGAAAGAGCGAGAGUUACAAGAGUCGCUCCAAAACGAGCGCCGAGAGCGCCGACAACAACGAAAGAAACAAGAAGAGGGGAAGGUGGAAAAGGUGGCGGAAUACUCAGCAGCAGGAUUAGAAGCCGCCCAACGCAGAGGUCGAGCAAUGGCAAGAUCAGGAGAGGGAGUGCAAGAGAGCGAUGUGCAGAGUAUGGCUGCCAAACAAGUUUGGCAUACCCCAACGCAGAUCUUUCAGCCUUAUUAUGCUCAUGCGUUAGCAAGGUACUUGGUUGCUGAGUAUAAGUUGCAUAAUUAUCCCUACGACGAUCUUGUUAUCUAUGAAUUGGGCGCUGGAUCUGGCGCGCUAGCUCGUGGGAUUCUGGAUUACCUACAAGAACACGAACCAGAGGUGUACACUCGAACACGAUACCGCAUCAUCGAAAUCAGCCCUCGUUUGGCUGAAGAGCAGAAACGAAAGUUGUCGUCUCACUUGGGCAGGGUAGCAGUAGAGAACAGGGACGUGUUGGCUUGGGACGGAGGAGUGGUCCAAGAGCCAUGUUUUGUGAUUGCAUUGGAAGUGUUUGAUAAUCUAGCACAUGAUGUGGUCAGGUUUGGAACCGAAGAUAUGCGUCCCUACCAAGCAGUCGUUUCGAUAGAUGACACAGGGGAUAUGCACGAACUUUUCGAACCGCUACAGGAUCUCCUCAUUAAGCGCUACCUGAAUAUCAUCGGAGCUGGCACAUUGCCCUACGCUUCAUUGGGCAAUAGCUGGACCCGGUUCGUACCAGACGGAGUGAGGAGUGUAAUUGCAAAACACGCUCCUUUCUUUCCCAAUUUGACCGAUCCAGUCUUCAUCCCGACCAACGCUCUUAGGCUGAUCGAGAAGCUAAAGACGCAUUUCCCUUCUCAUCGGAUCAUUAUGUCCGAUUUCGACAGCCUUCCGGACUCUCUAGCCGGUAUCAAUGCGCCAGUGGUACAGACGAGGUACAAGGGGGCGAUGAUCCCCGUUACGACUUAUUUAGUCUUGCAGGGAUUCUUUGACAUUUUCUUCCCCACCAACUUCGAGCAUUUGAAGAAGACCUACAAGGCCGUGCUCAACGAUUCUGCCAGGAGAGGAGGCGAAGGAGAGUUCUUUAGCUCGCAUUUCAACCCAUCAGCUUCCAGAGCAGGUGGGGGAAGGGAAAGAAACUUGAAAGUCUACUCGCACGCAGAGUUCUUGGAAAGGUAUGCGGAAACGGAAAAGUUGCAACUCAGGGAUGGAAGCAAUCCGUUGCUGAGUUGGUAUGCUAAUGCUAGCUGGUUCCUUUCCUAG
Molecule: messenger RNA, 2067 nt
Organism: Ustilago hordei
Lineage: Eukaryota; Fungi; Basidiomycota; Ustilaginomycetes; Ustilaginales; Ustilaginaceae
Exons: 1
Coding region: 1-2067 (688 amino acids)
Cellular component (GO): mitochondrion
Molecular function (GO): protein-arginine omega-N symmetric methyltransferase activity
Source: RefSeq, a predicted model, not a curated record